AUGGCCUCCAACGACGCCAAAUCAACAGCAGAAGCGUUCUUGAGCAAGUUCUCCCGAGGCCAAACAUUUGUCCGAAAACAGCUGUUGGAUGCCAACCAGCUACGGCUUUUCUCCCUCACACUGGAUAGACCGCACCUAUGGUCCAGCUCCGGCACGUCAGGCGGCAGCACUCUGGAAGAUGAAGAACCGCUAUCUGGCACACCCAUCCCAUCCUAUUACCACCUUGUCUACUUCACCCCGGCCCAACUACCGGGCAGACUAGGCCUUGACGGGACGGACACCUCAUUCAAUCCGGACGCACCAUUUACGCGGCGCAUGUGGGCUGGUGGAUCUUGUCACUGGGUCGGAGCAAAUCCGGACGCGAGCGCAAAAGCCUUGCUCAGGGUCGGAGAGAUGGCCACAGAGACUACGAAGGUGCUCAGCUGCGAACCAAAGGUGAUUGGCAAAACAGGCGAAGACAUGUUGGUGGUCCGGGUCGAAAAAGAAUUUCGUAACGCCAAAGACGAGCUUUGUGUCGUUGACCGCCGAAACUGGGUGUUCAGAACUGCCCUGGACCCAACAAAGCCAGCCACCGUAAUCCCGAAGCCAGCCGAAUUACCAGCGUCGGAGCUAGAGCAAGCAGACAAGGGAAAGAUUGUCCAGGAGUACAGCCGAGAUGAGGCGACACUGUUUAGGUUUUCAGCAUUGACGUUCAACGCCCAUCGAAUCCACUACGACAAGCCAUGGGCCAGGGACGUGGAAGGACACAGAAAUGUGGUGGUUCAUGGGCCCUUGAAUUUGAUGGCCAUGCUGGAUCACUGGAGAGAUGCCAAAGCUGCUACUUCCCAAGACGGCAUUUUCUAUCCUGAGAAGAUUGAGUACCGAGCCACCAGCCCGGUCUAUGCAGGGGAGGCAUACCGUGUCACGAUGGACGAAGGCGCGGUUCACCAGAAGGUUGCUGAUGUCAAUGUUGUCAGCAACGAUGGGACUACUUGCAUGAGAGGAGCCAUCAGCAAUUGGUCAUAG
Exophiala spinifera is the source of this 1005-nucleotide messenger RNA. RefSeq lists its product as uncharacterized. Bases 1 to 1005 code for a protein of 334 amino acids. The record is from RefSeq and is a predicted model, not a curated record. The transcript has a single exon. Gene Ontology annotation, molecular function: (3R)-hydroxyacyl-[acyl-carrier-protein] dehydratase activity. Lineage: Eukaryota; Fungi; Ascomycota; Eurotiomycetes; Chaetothyriales; Herpotrichiellaceae. Gene Ontology annotation, cellular component: mitochondrion.